AUGACUACUACUCCAGAACAAGAAGACCCAAUUGAAAGAUAUGCUCAGUAUGAUCCAGACCAAGUAGAUCUUAUUAAAGUGAUGUCCAAGUCACUCUUGCUAGGCAUGUCCAUAGCAUUCAAUAUUCUCAUAUUGUAUCAGCAGUAUACUUAUAAAUAUUAUAGACUCAACAUUUACUUUCUUUUCCUAACAAUGUUUCACAUAUUCGAAUUCAUCAAUACGGUAUUAUUCAACAUUACUCAAGUAGAUGACGACUCAUUUAUACUUGAAGAUAAGGAAAUGCAUGGAAUCACCGUACUUCUGAUUGCAGAACAUUUCAUACAUGUAAACUAUUGGAAUAUUUCUAGUUUCUCCAGUGCCAUUGGAUUAUGUUUGGCAAUUGGCGGACAAAUCAUUCGAAGUGUUAGUAUGUAUACCGCUCAAGAGUCAUUCAACCACUACAUUCAACGGAAUCACAAAGUUCACAAUCAUGUCUUGGUGACUCACGGUGUUUACAAGUAUAUACGACAUCCAAGUUAUUUUGGGUUUUUCUGGUGGUUUGUUGGAUUGCAAUUGUACUUGAACAACAUAGCCGUAUUAUUCAUUGGGGGAUACAUUCUUUGGAAGUUCUUCAAGCUUCGGAUUGAAUUUGAAGAAGGGUUCCUCAUCAAGUUUUUCGGCCAAGAUUAUAUAACUUACAAACAACAUACAAAAACGUUCAUGAUGAUCUAG
Molecule: messenger RNA, 711 nt
Organism: Spathaspora passalidarum NRRL Y-27907
Lineage: Eukaryota; Fungi; Ascomycota; Pichiomycetes; Serinales; Debaryomycetaceae
Product: protein-S-isoprenylcysteine carboxyl O-methyltransferase
Exons: 1
Coding region: 1-711 (236 amino acids)
Biological process (GO): C-terminal protein methylation
Cellular component (GO): endoplasmic reticulum; membrane
Molecular function (GO): protein C-terminal S-isoprenylcysteine carboxyl O-methyltransferase activity
Source: RefSeq, a predicted model, not a curated record